Porites lobata is the source of this 669-nucleotide messenger RNA. Lineage: Eukaryota; Metazoa; Cnidaria; Anthozoa; Scleractinia; Poritidae. The record is from the annotation of a GenBank genome assembly.
UCAAUCAGUGAAAAAGGUGUGCUUGAAAAAGUACGAAAUGACUGCCUAAAAAAACUGGGUGAACAGAUGAGCAAUAAGCAAGAUAUAUUUCUGAUAAGCAGCAAGGAUACUACAAAAGGGGAAUUCGAUAAGCUCGCACAAGCCAUUCUAGAUGUUUUGCCAACUGAAGACAAGCGCGAGUGUUUGACCUUGUCUCUUGGCAUUCUAAAGCACUUGUCAACUGAAACGUUAGAGAGAAAAGUCAAAGUCCUCGAAGGACGAAUAUGCCUGGUUGCCGGAGCUUCUGCUGUUGUCGCCAUGGUUCCGAUUCCUGGUGUUUCUGCAGCAGCUGAUCUCGGUCUGAUUCUCAAAGAACUGGAUUUUUACAGAUCUCAGCUUGGUCUGCCUGACGAAAGUUCAGACACAUUUAAGAUGCUGACCGAGGCUACGAAAGUCAAAGUUAAAAUGGGCUUGUCACUUCUGGAAAUAGCCUCAAAAGGCGCCGGAUGGUUGGCAGCCUAUGCCACGGAGACGGCCGCCGAGGAAGGGGUUCGUCUUUUUCUCCCCUUGUUAGGUUCAGUAGUUGCCAGCGCCUUGUCAUUCGGCACUACAUAUCUGGCUCUGAAGGACUGCUUGAAAACAAUGAAAGAGGCAGCAUUCGCAGUCCUUAACGAAGUUGCCUUAAAAUCA